GCACACAAAUUUCGCCCCGUUCACAUUUUUUUCAACGAUUGUGUUUCGCCGUUUGUGGUGUUUCCCUAGUCUGACUCUGAUUUUGUUAUUUGAGAAUAAAGAUGCUCUAACUGGAAGCACCAACACAACCACUCUCCUGCUGACAAGAUGCUGAUGGGACUGGUUUACAUCCUCAUCAUUCCUGCCAUUGCGGCGGCGGCGCGCGUGGACCUGACCAACGACGGUCCGGCGGUGGUGGGCGCGCCCAUCAUGUUCACGGCCACGGUGCUGCUGGAUCCUGACGACGACCGGCCCGACGAGCUGGUCUACGAGUGGUCCGACAACGCAUCGCCGAGACACUACAAUAAGUCGGAUCCGACAUCGUCUCUGACUGCCACGAUGAUGCUGCGGUUCGACGGCAACGACAGGUUCGGCGGCUACUACACAAUGACUGUGAGAGUGAAGGAGCCGCGACUCAUCCUGCCCGAUCGGGUCAUCGGAGAGGAGUCGACGCUGUACAGUAUCACAGUAUACCUGAACGGCGGCAUCGAGCUCUCCCAGCCGGGUGUCACUCCGCGCGAGCCCGGCCACGUCAGCAUGAUGAACGAAACUCUGCUCAGUGUCAAUUUCCACGACCCUCACCAUUUCAUUGAGUCAGCCACCAAGGUGGAGUACUUCUGGAGCGUCAACGAUAAGAUCAACCUGGGACCGUUCGCCGACCCCACGCUGGGGUACAACAUGACGCGGGUCGGUGAGAACUUUGUGCGCUGUAUCGCAGUGGCGCACUUCAACCUCAGCACAGAGCAGGCCCGCGCCGGGGACGCCACCACUAAAUGGGGGCUCUUUGAGCUCACAUUCAAUGUGGAUGCGCCCAUCACUUUGGUGAAUGUCUCCGGUAACAACUGGCUGAAACACGGCGAACUUCUGAACCUGACCGUUCAUUGUAACGGUACAGGGCCUUGGGAGUACUGCGUGGCUGUCUACACCGGCCGAUACAACGUCACAGGUAACGAGACGUGUUCGAACCCGAUUCCGACCGACGACUGCACGGUACCGAUUCUGCGCUACCUGCGGGAUAACGGUACCUACACGGCGGUCAGCGUGCUGAGUAACGCCGUCAGCCGGCGUGUCACGCCCGUGGCCAUUACUGUCUACACAGCGGUUCGCCGUCCACAACUAUCGUACUACAUCAUACCACUGAGCUGCGCGCUGGCUGCCAUCGCCUUCAUCCUGUUCGGAUCAAUCAAACUGAUCAAAUCAAACAGAGACUACAACCUGGAGAUAGCCGACUUCGACUUCAGCCAGCCGGGCGAGGCGGCGGCGCCUCCAUCGUUCGGUCGUCGCCUGCUGGUCAGUAUGUGGCCGGGCGGCGCGCGAAGGGCCACGGGCUCUGCAGGCGCUACCGCCGGGGCAGAGUCAGACGCCAUCCUACCGCGCGGGAGGACCCGGCGCAGGAGCUAUGGGCUCGUGGAGGAUUAUGAGGAGGAUUGAUUGGGAGGGAGGACUGAGACUAGGAGGUCGGGCGGGAUAUUGGAGGGAUGAGUUGUACGGGAGCACAGAUGAGAAGUGGGAUAUGUUCGACGGAAUUGGAUUUGGUCGAACAGGAUUAGGCCGGACAGGAGUGGAAUCAUUGGUCGGACAGUUUUGGAUAGGUCUGACAGAGAAGCGAUAUAAGACCUAGGGAAGUGCCACAACGGAUUCAGAAGUGAUCUUCAUUACAGUAAAUCUGUCUGCUUCUGAGGAGGAGGUUGUUCCGAUGAAAGAACCGAGAAUGAAGAAAGGGUCUUCCCCGAUUGUAGCCCACAGGGCGUCACUAGCGCUCUCCCCUUGUCGAGUCACUGUGAGUGGACCAAUGUUGGUGGGAUGACUUCCUGAGCCCACCUGAGCCGUGUGUUCAGUCCGAUCGAGUCUAUGAUAUUUAGGCGGUGUACUUUUGUGUAUUCGCAAUCGCUAUGAUGGUUAUAAGGCCUCUCGUAGCGUGUGCCUAGCCUGCUAGAGUCAUGCGGGGCCCGAUAACUUUGCGCGGAGUUUGUUUAUGUGUGUGGAUAGUUCCGAGUUGACGCCCAAAGCCGUAUAACUGAGUCUGUUAUUUAUUCCACCUCUUGUUCUGUCCUGUGAGCUUAUCAAUGCCAUAUUAGUCUGUCUUUUCCCUGGAAGCGUGAUAGUCUGUAGGUCUUACAAUGAGCCAGAACACACAAAAGAAGCAGGAGGGAAGAUCCGGUGUUAGUGGCAGCAUUCUACAUGUUGUCAUUGGUCACGGCUUAGAAAACGGUUGUACCCACUAGCAUCGGGAUCUGCUGUUACAUCCUGCUUCAUCCUUCCUCAGUAUUACCCUCAUUUACGUAAAUUACUCUUGUUUAACCAUGACUGUGCACUGCGUCUCUUUUCAAAUCGUGUGCUCAUUAUGCGGCGUUUCACAGAAUCUUUUGGAGUAAUCCAGAAUGCGUUUUGAAUUCAUGCGGGACUAUUUUUUCCGUGUUGCCAUAUCGGUCUUGCUCUAGUUAUGUUAUGAUGCGAUGUUGUAUCUGUGAUUUUCUUCUAUGUACUAGGAAAUGAAUCAUUGCCAUCGAACACACGGUAUGAGUGUUCUAUGUGAAAUGUCUUGUCUUCUAAGAGUCAUGCGGAUCUAGAGUCGCUAGCUCAAGAUCCCCGGGGCUCCCAUUUGAUGCGAGUGCCACUGUGGAUUUCCGCUGUCUGCUUCGAGCCGUCUGUGCUAUCCUGCUAUUCGCCAGAGCCGUGGGUUUUCUGCCGGAUCUGCGAGUGAUAAAAGGGCUUAGGGCGAAUCCAUGAUGCACUUUGCGCGCUAUAUCAUUCGCUCUAUCGCCUGUUUUCCGUAAGCGUAGAGGGAGUUUUCUGUAUGCAUGCAUGCUCGUGUACAUUAAUAUGCCACUGCGUACUGUUAGCUAUGCAGUGAAGGUAUCGGUUGGUAGGAGCUCUUCGAACACUGCUUGGUUCAGAGUUCAGACGUAUGGUCUGCCCGAAAACGACUUGUGUGCUGAGCCAAACGACCCCGAAACGUUCUUUUAGAGUGAGCUAGAUUUCGGACACAUUCACCCGCCAGUACGGAAAUUAACCAGCGUGAAAGAUUGCUUUGUUUAGCUUGGAGGUCUGUCGCUGGUUGAAUUCCCCUACAUUUAAUUGUGUCGCCAACAGUGAUUCAAUGUAGUGUGUACUUGACUUGGGACCUGAAUGUCGCGUUAAAUUUAUCGUGUGUAUUGUCACAGGCGCUAGAUCGCCAAACUCGCCCCAAGAGGCAGUCUAUUUCCCGGGGCGAAACCAAUGUAUCCGCUGACUUUUAUUAACAAUAUGUUACGACCCCUUGUGUAUGUAUUGCAUGCCAAGUAUCAAAACGUGUUGUUGGUCUGUGCUUCUUUCUUUGCCCCAUAAGUCGUAAUUAUUUCACAAUUCGAACAAUUCGGUCUCCUCUCAAUGAUUUCAGUCAGCAUUUUUGCGCACGGGAACACUCCGCGUUCUUCUAGGCCGCGUUUCUCGCCUCUAGCUGUUUCGGCGCUCCUUCAGCCUGUGUUCAUUGUUUCCUCUAUCCGCGUUUGGCGUGUGUGUAACUGAGUGUUCGCAGUUCGGCCGUCUUUCAUAACCCAACUGAACUGCGAAACGAUAGUGUGUGCGUGUGUGCGGGGUCUGUCGAAUAUACACUAUUGUCCAAAUAUACGAAAUAUACAUUAUUAUGACCCAUG
Amphibalanus amphitrite is the source of this 3674-nucleotide messenger RNA. RefSeq lists its product as uncharacterized. Bases 148 to 1470 code for a protein of 440 amino acids. The transcript has 10 exons. NCBI's taxonomy places the organism in Eukaryota, Metazoa, Arthropoda, Thecostraca, Balanomorpha, Balanidae. The record is from RefSeq and is a predicted model, not a curated record.